GAACGAAAAAAAAGUUGCAUUGGAAACAUUUGAGUAACCUCAGCUCUGUUGUAUACAGUCACACGAAGGGCUUUUUAGGAUGUGUGCUCCUGGAAACUGACCGCAUGACGUUCUCCUUGCACGUCGUGGAGAGACCACUUUUUUUAAAACAUUAGAUUUAGAACAGAAAGAAGAAAGGAACCGCGUGCUACUUCGCAGUGAUCCGGCUCAUCAUUUGGAGAAAACCAGGAAACACAGUUGGUGUAUCCAGACCUUUCGCAUCGUGAGAGUUUCAACACUGGCACUUGUGGGUGCCUGCGUGCUCUGUGCGUCCAGAGGGGGGUGAAAGGGAAGGAGAUAUCAGAUGCUUAUUAUCACCACUGUGAGAGUCAUUCGCACGGCAUCCGGACUGAUGUGUGGAUUACAUACAACGUCGCUUUGAGAGAGGGGGACGCGGUGUGCCUGACAAGAAAGUGUCACCGCGGAUCUGCACAAUCGCCUGAGAAUUGCGGAUGUUUUGUCGAUGCAGUUUUUUGGGGAGGGAGCAGAAGAGGGACCACUCCUGCAUACCUCGGCGUCUCCGUGAACAAGGCCUGACUUACGGUGGAUUGGUUGUUAACAUGAGGAUGAUCAGGACGCCUUGGAACUGGGAUUGAAUUGGCAGUGGGCCCAAAUCCUCUUUCCAAAGAGUGGAAGACCAGUCAACGAAUUAUGAAUGUUAAACAAGAUGACCUCCUAUCAGCAGCAGCAGAUGAUGCGAGGUCCUAGGUGGAACCGGGCCUUGUCCGACCCUUUGCUCGUGCUGCUUCUGGCCCUCCAGCUGCUGGUGGUGGCAGGGCUUGUACGCGCUCAGACGUGCCCCUCCGUCUGCUCCUGCAGUAACCAGUUCAGCAAAGUCAUCUGCACCCGCCGAGGCCUGCGGGACGUCCCCGAUGGCAUCUCGACAAACACACGCUACCUGAAUCUGCAGGAAAAUCUCAUUCAGGUCAUAAAGGUGGACAGCUUCAAGCAUCUGAGACACCUGGAGAUCCUGCAGCUGAGCAAAAACCACAUACGCAAAAUUGAGCUGGGUGCCUUCAAUGGACUGGCCAGCCUCAACACCCUGGAGCUUUUUGAUAACCGCCUCACCACCAUCCCAAACGGGGCAUUUGAGUACCUGUCCAAACUAAAGGAGCUUUGGCUGAGGAAUAACCCUGUGGAGAGCAUUCCCUCCUAUGCUUUCAACAGAGUGCCCUCAUUACGGCGGCUGGACCUCGGGGAGCUCAAGCGGCUCACCUACAUUUCUGAGGGGGCCUUUGAAGGGCUGAGCAAUCUACGCUACUUAAAUCUGGGAAUGUGCAAUCUGAAAGAAAUUCCCAACCUUAUACCCCUGGUGAAGCUGGAUGAACUGGAGAUGUCGGGGAACCAGCUAUCUGUCAUCCGGCCUGGCUCUUUUAAAGGACUCAUCCAUUUGCAAAAGCUGUGGAUGAUGCAUGCCCAGAUCCAGAUCAUAGAAAGGAACUCUUUUGAUGACCUGCAGUCGCUAGUGGAGCUCAAUCUAGCCCACAACAACCUCACCCUGUUGCCCCACGAUCUCUUCACUCCUCUACAUCACCUGGAGAGGGUGCACUUGCACCACAACCCCUGGAAUUGUAACUGUGACAUUCUCUGGCUGAGCUGGUGGCUCAAAGAGAUGGUGCCAGCAAACACUAGCUGCUGUGCCCGCUGCAGCUCCCCCACCCACCACAAGGGCCGGUACAUUGGCGAGCUGGACCAGAACUACUUUCACUGUUAUGCUCCUGUUAUUGUGGAGCCUCCCACAGACCUAAACGUGACCGAGGGGAGCGCUGCAGAGUUGAAAUGCAGGGCCAGCUCUCUGACCUCGGUGAGCUGGAUUACGCCGAACGGCUCCAUCAUGACACACGGAGCGUACAAGAUCCGAAUCUCGGUGCUGAACGACGGCACGCUGAACUUCACUAACGUCACCAUGCAGGACACAGGCACAUACACGUGUAUGGUCAGUAAUUCUGCCGGGAACACGACAGCCUCCGCCACGCUUAACGUGUCCUCGACGGAGAACAGCAGCUUCAGCUACUUCACCACGGUCACAGUGGAGACCAUAGAGACGCUGCAAAAUGAAGGCUUCACCACCAGCGUGCAACAGAAGGUAGGCCCCACCCCCUCCGCUGGCGCGUGGGAGUCCGUUUCAGCCACGUCCACGACAACCACCACACAGCGGACCACGCUCUACACCCGCGCCACGGAGAGGACGUACACGAUCCCCGUCACGGAGCUGGGCGGGGACGGCCUCCUCAACGGCUUGGACGAGGUGAUGAAGACGACCAAGAUCAUCAUCGGCUGCUUCGUCGCGAUCACGCUAAUGGCCGCCGUCAUGCUAAUUAUCUUCUACAAGAUGCGCAAGCAGCACCACCAGCAGAACCACCACGCACCCCAACGCACCAUCGAGAUCAUUAACGUGGACGAGGACUGCGUAACGGGGGGCCAGGGCAUGGAGGGCCACCUGACUCUGCCUCCCCUUGAGCAUGAGCACCUCAACCACUAUAACACCUACAAGAGUGCGUACAACCACGCCACUAUGAACUCCAUACACAGCUCCGCGCACGAACCUUUGUUAAUCCGGGCCAGCUCUAAAGACAAUGUACAAGAGACCCAAAUCUAAUACUUUUUUCCUUUUGCAAAAUGAGACAUUAUAAAACUGAUGGAAUUACAUAAAAACUUGACUGACAGGACAUUACUGAUGACUGGAUGUGAGGAUUACGGCUCAAACGAUGGAGAAACAGACUCGCGUUUUGGCAAAUCAGUGGCUUGUGGUGUUUGUUCAUUGACUUUUGGGAUUAGGGUAUGUCUACUGUUUCAAAAAGUGUCUUUACAAAACAGAAGUUAUUUAUUUAAGAAAAAAAUAUUGUGGUUAACUCAAGAAAAACUGUAUUCUGCGAUUAUGUUUUUCAGCACUUACCUCAUGUCUUUCUUUUCUCCCUCUCAUUUCAUGGGUUUGGUUUACUAAUAUGCUUUGAAAUGCUUUGGAGGCA
Molecule: messenger RNA, 3008 nt
Organism: Platichthys flesus (European flounder)
Lineage: Eukaryota; Metazoa; Chordata; Actinopteri; Pleuronectiformes; Pleuronectidae
Gene: lrrc4ca
Product: leucine rich repeat containing 4C, genome duplicate a
Exons: 3
Coding region: 695-2638 (647 amino acids)
Biological process (GO): modulation of chemical synaptic transmission; regulation of axonogenesis; synaptic membrane adhesion
Cellular component (GO): postsynaptic density membrane; plasma membrane; glutamatergic synapse
Molecular function (GO): cell-cell adhesion mediator activity
Source: RefSeq, a predicted model, not a curated record